AGGUAUAAAUCUGCAGUCUUUUUGUUCUUCUAAAAAGCUAACAAGAAAACCGCAGGAGAAAGCGCUCAGUCAGUUCAAAGGAGGCGUUCCAGGAAAAGAUCCACCUGUUGAAGGUGAAACUGUCUUGCACCUGCUGAAAGGAACUGGACCAUUUCCGGGGGGGAAACUUGGCAGUUCUACUAGAAAAAAACCAUGCUUUGUAUUUAAAUUGUCUCAUGCAAAUAAUACCUGUUAUUUUUAUUUCAUUCUGUGAGAGAAAGCAUACAUUUAAAAGCUUUUUCCAAAAACAUCCAGGAAUUGAUUGGGCUUUGGACGAACGCAGCCAGAUGUAUAAAGCAGCAAAUGACAACGAACUUGAAUCCACCCCUAGUGAAGCAUCGCAGUUUUUCAAUGAAACCUAACAUUCUUCUAAAGACAGUGGCGAGACGAGCAGCUCAAUCCCAUUCCAUGAUGCGUGCAAUCAAUACGGCUUACUCCUGAGUAAGUGCGCACAGGAUCUGGGCUGGCAAAAACGCAUAACUGCAGGUGAAGACUUUCCAGAUUCUCGGACUCUCCCUUGUUUACGGCAACCCCCCGUGAACUCCCUUGCACUUCCGAGUACCCGUGCACGUCGGAAGGCGUUGCACGAGCAAAACGGAGGAAAGAACGCCGCAUCCCUACGCUUGUAGCCCGGGCCGCUAAAUAACUGCUAUUGGAGGCGCACCACGCCGAUCUUCCGACGACCCUGCCUUCUUCCGUGAAGCAUCAUAAGAGGCUGAAGCCGAACGCGACUUAGUCCAUCCCCCUUGGCCGUUGCAGGGUUUUCUCUGAUAGGAGGCAGAACGGAAACCUGCAAGUGAGUGGCAAGCAACCCUCCAAUCAAGGGGCGAACCUAAUAGCCGCCUCGGGUUCGUUCUCCAUUAGCAGUCAGCGCUAAGCUAUUAGAACUGUAAAUGCAGUUAGGUCGGCAUUGCUAUAACUUCAAGGGAAGAAGCUGAAUGGUUGCAGGGUAGGCUGCAAAAUUGUGCCUUUUUUGCCAGAGACUUGCAUAGGAUGAAUGCGUUUGCAAUGCUUGAGAUGGCUUCUCAUUAGACGCUACUCCUUGCUGCCCAUCCUGCGAAGGUGCGACUCGAAAUGGCCAAGUACCGGCUAAUCCUGCUGAGGCACGGGGAAGGGGCCUGGAACAAGGAGAACCGCUUCUGCAGCUGGGUGGACCAGAAGCUGAGCGGCGACGGGGUGAAGGAGGCCCAGACCUGCGGCCGGCACCUCAAAAACCUGGGCUUUGAGUUCGACCUCGUCUUCACGUCCAUCCUCAGCCGCUCCAUCCAGACUGCUUGGCUGGUGCUCGAGGAGAUGGGGCAGGAGUGGGUCCCCACCGAGGCUUCUUGGCGGCUGAACGAGAGGCACUACGGGGCCCUGAUCGGCCUCAACCGGGCAGAAAUGGCGCUGAACCACGGGGAGGAGCAGGUGAAGCGGUGGCGGAGGAGCUACGAUGUCACCCCGCCCCCCAUCGCCGAGUCGCACCCGUACUAUCACGAAAUCUAUAACGACCGCAGGUAUAAGCUUUGCGACGUCCCCUUGGAGAAACUCCCCAAGGCCGAGAGCUUAAAGGAAGUCCUCGAAAGACUCCUUCCCUACUGGAACGAGAGGAUAGCGCCGGAGGUGAAGAAGGGCAAAACGGUACUCAUCUCUGCUCACGGGAACAGCACGCGAGCACUGCUGAAGCAUUUGGAAGGCAUUUCUGAUGAGGCCAUUGUCAACGUCACGCUUCCCACCGGCAUUCCCGUCCUCCUUGAGCUUGAUGAGGAUCUACGUCCACUUGGCCAGCACCAGUUUCUGGGUGAUCAAGAAGCCAUCCAAGCUGCCAUCAAGAAAGUGGAAGAUCAAGGAAAAGCCAAGCCUGUGGAGAAAUAAAGACCACUUUCCCCCCACUGCACGCUCUCUCUCAUCCGUUAUCCUAUGUGGUAACAGAUGAUACUUGGUGAUUGCACUAUGCCAACUUUUGUUUAAUUUUAAGUGCUCUGUAAGUGGUAGGUAACAGUAGUUAGAUGUUAGCACUUUAUCUUUGGAGCCUUGAGGUCAGAUUCCUAGCCUGAUAGCAAGUGAAUUCACUAGAUUCAUUGCUGUAGCUGCAAAGACCAUUGCUGUAACCUUCCCAAAUCCUGUGUAUUAUAAGUGGGAAAUUUAACGCUGUUUGCAAUUGCACAAUUCUCUUGUAGAUCCACCUUCUUCUGUACAGUUCGAAUUGGGAAGCUGGGUUUUGGGUGGAGGGAGAGAGCUUCUUGUCUAUUUUUGCUUGCGGGGUUUUUUUUUGUCAGUAAACUCACACUCACACCAGCCA
Messenger RNA from Heteronotia binoei (common prickly gecko), 2320 nucleotides. RefSeq names its product bisphosphoglycerate mutase (gene BPGM). Gene Ontology annotation, biological process: glycolytic process. The record is from RefSeq and is a predicted model, not a curated record. Gene Ontology annotation, molecular function: intramolecular phosphotransferase activity. The transcript has 4 exons. The coding region runs from base 1114 to 1893 and encodes 259 amino acids. NCBI's taxonomy places the organism in Eukaryota, Metazoa, Chordata, Lepidosauria, Squamata, Gekkonidae.